CCCUAAAUUUAAUCAUAUCAGCUGAUGUGUUGAUGCAGUACUGGUUAGCAUCAGCACAUUUUUCAAAAUUAAAAUUUUAAUUAUUAUUGUUGUUACCAAAAAAUUGGAUAAACUAUUUUAAAUGUUGUGAUAGUAUUGUAAUAUUUUAUUUUGAGAAUAAUAACGAAAAUUAUUUUAAAACAUGAUCGUGCGAUUGUUAUCAAUAUUUCUAUUAAUUGCUAGAUAAUUGUUAUAUCAAUUGAGUUUAUCAAAACAACAAAAUGACUUCCUUAGUGGCAGAUUACGGUAGCAGUGGUACAUCAUCGGGAUCAGAGAGUAACGAUGCUGAUAAUGUGUUAUGAUGAAAAUACUGAUGAUGAAGUAGUAACUCAUGUUGGAGAUCAACAAAACAAUGACAAGAGAAAUCAGCUAAAAAAACUUGAAAAUGAGAGAAAAAUAAAAAACGAAGAAACCGAUGAUGAUGAUGAUGAUGAUGGUGAUGAUGAUAGCGAGAACAGUGAAAGAGAUGAUGAUAAUGAUGUUGAAGAACAAAGAAAAAAAGAAGACAACGAUUUAGUAAUGAAGAAACAUAAGAAUUUCAUAGAAAAUCAUAAACUUCCAUUACCUACUCCAAAUUUUAAUAGCACAUCAAAUUUAUUAAAGACUUCCGUAUUUUCAAAUCCAUUUGUUGAAGCUGAGAAAGCCAAAAGCGCAAUAUUAGAAAAACAUGUAAAAAUGACGCCAACUCUUGACGACACGAAGAUGAUCAAUGGCCGGAAAAUUUGUUGGAAUUAUCGAAAAGGACGUUGUCGCUUUGGACAUAACUGUACAUUUGCACAUGACUCAGAUAUUCAUAAAAAUUUAUCAACAGGCAUUGAAACCGGUCAAAACCUGAAUCGACAUGGCCAUCGUCGUCAUCGAAAUAAUUGUCCAACUUCAACUCAGGAAAUUGUAAUUUGUCAAACGAAUUUCAAUCACUAUAAUCCAAUGCAACCAGCAAUAACUAAUGAUAACGAAAUUGAUAAUUAUGAUAAUAGUAGUAAUGAAGUGGAUGAUGGUAAUGUCGAUGAUGAAAAUUAUGAAGAGAUGAAUGAUCAAGAAAAUAAUGAUAUGCAAAAAAGAAAGAAGAAAAAACGACCAGGUCUUAGCCAAACACUGAUUCCCGGAAAAAAAAUUUUUAAAAUUUAUAAAGCCCAGUCAGAUAUCAGUAGAUAAAUUAACAAUUAUUAUUUCCAUAAAAGUUUUCCAUUAAAUAUUCGUUUAUAAAAUAUAAAUAAUAUAUUUUUAAACUCAUUUUAUUAUAUGUCUAUAUAACUGUUUAUUAAAUAUUUAUAAAUCAUAAACAUUUUAUUUAUAUUUCAAUAUUCGAGUCAAUCUUAAUCAAUUUUACAUGAAAUUUCUAUAACUUCCAGUGUUUAUCACAGAUUUAUCUCAUAAGAUAAUUGAAAGUAAUAUACAAUUAAAAAAAUUGUAAUUUACAUCCGUCUUUGAAAAGAACCACAUAAAUAAAUAUAUGCAAAAACAUUAGUUAAACAAACAAUUCACUACUCAAAAUAAUUGACUAAUCAACUUAGAUAACGACUGUCAUAUAUAAUCAUAAAUAUUCUUGGAGUAAAAAAAAUUUUCAAAAUUGUUUAUAUUUUAAUUCAGGUAUAUUUUAUUGAAAAAAAAAAUAGAAU
Molecule: messenger RNA, 1658 nt
Organism: Chelonus insularis
Lineage: Eukaryota; Metazoa; Arthropoda; Insecta; Hymenoptera; Braconidae
Product: probable serine/threonine-protein kinase DDB_G0278845
Exons: 2
Coding region: 322-1194 (290 amino acids)
Molecular function (GO): metal ion binding
Source: RefSeq, a predicted model, not a curated record